AUGGUGACGGGCUCGGCGCUGGGAAACCGCAGCCGGGACCGAGCCGCGCCGCCGCCGGCCCCGCGCCCCUCGGUGCCGCCGCCGGGGCGGUGCGGCGGGGCGGCGGCGGCGGCGGUGCUGGCGGGGUUGUGCGCACUGUGCUACGGCAACUCGCUGCGGGGAGAGUUCGUGCACGACGACGUCUGGGCCAUCGUCAACAACCCCGACGUGCGGGCGGCCGCUCCCGUGGCCGCCGCUUUCUCCAACGACUUCUGGGGCAAGCGGAUGGCGGAGAACACCAGCCACAAGUCCUACCGGCCCCUCUGCGUCCUCACCUUCAAGUUAAACAUCUUGCUGGCUGGAAUGAACCCCUUGUAUUUCCACGCAGUGAAUGUAAUUCUACACUGUCUGGUGACUCUCGUGCUGAUGUAUACUUGUGACAAAGCUGUGUUCAAGGACUGUCGACUUGCUUUUGUCACAGCGCUGUUCUUUGCUGUGCAUCCCAUUCACACCGAGGCUGUAACAGGUAUAGUAGGCAGAGCGGAUGUCCUCGCCUGUCUACUCUUUCUGUUGGCUUUUCUCUCCUAUAAUAGGAGUGUGGACCAGCUUUAUGUUGGGGAACAUUUCCCUCCCACUGCCUCCCCAUUCUUUUUGCUGCUUAGUUUAUUCCUUGGGACGUGUGCAAUGCUCGUGAAAGAAACUGGAGUCACUGUGUUUGGUGUGUGCUUGGUAUAUGACUUCUUUUCCCUCUCCUGCAAUAGCCUCAAACUGAGGAAUGGGGGCACCCAUACAAGAUCUGUCCGGCAGCCUGCAGCUUCACUCCCUGCCUCGCUGCCAGUCUCAUCUCGGGAGAAUGGGAAGCAUCGCUUCGCUCACAGGACUGCCUGGAGCUCCUGCCACCCUGAGGAGCCGCGCAGCAGUGGCCUUCCUGUGCCCAGCAAAGCUAUCUGGGCUAUUCGCAGCUACCUGACUGCAAAUAACAAUGAGAAUUUCUUGUACACUGCAAGACCUUUUUUGAAGAGAGCUGCUCUGGUAAUAAGCUAUGUGAUUCUCAUUUUGUAUUUCCGUCUCUGGAUAAUGGGAGGAUCCAUGCCAAUGUUUUCAGAACAGGACAAUCCAGCUUCAUUUUCACCCUAUUUGCUGACGAGGUUUCUGACUUACUCUUACCUCCUGGCCUUCAACGCGUGGCUUCUGCUGGCACCCAUUACCCUGUGCUAUGACUGGCAAGUCGGCAGUAUCCCUCUGGUCGAGUCUGUCUGGGAUGUGAGGAACUUGGCCACUGUCUUCCUGGUGCUGGUGCUGGUGUUACUUAGCCUUCACUGCCUAGCUGCAUUCAAGAAACUGGAACACAAAGAAGUUUUGGUUGGCUUGUUGUUCCUGGUUUUCCCCUUCAUCCCAGCCAGCAACCUCUUCUUCAGGGUGGGAUUUGUGGUGGCAGAGCGAGUCCUUUACAUGCCGAGUAUGGGGUACUGCAUCCUUUUUGUCCAUGGUCUGAAAAAGCUGACUACGUGGUUAAAUAAGUGGCGAAUUACUGUUCUGACUCUCUUUGCUUUACUGCUGCUGCUGUUCUCUUGGAAGACAGUGAAACAGAAUGAAAUCUGGCUCUCCAGAGAGUCCCUGUUCAGCUCAGGAGUGAGGACUCUACCCCACAACGCCAAGGUGCACUACAACUAUGCCAAUUUUCUGAAAGACCAAGGCCGUAACGUGGAAGCGAUCUACCACUACAAAACUGCUCUCAAACUGUACCCUCGCCAUGCAAGUGCUCUCAACAACCUGGGAACACUGACCAAAGACGUGGUGGAGGCAAAGGAGUACUAUAGACGGGCCCUUCAGUUAAACCCUCAGCACAAUCGAGCUCUCUUCAAUCUCGGCAAUCUGCUCAAGUCUCAAGGGAAGAAGGAGGAGGCUGUAAUCUUACUGAGGGACUCCAUCAAAUAUGGCCCAGACUUCGCAGAUGCCUACUCAAGCCUGGCCUCACUGCUGGCUGAACAGGAACGGCUGAAGGAAGCAGAGGAGGUCUACAAGACUGGCAUAGAGAAUUGUCCAGAGAGCUCCGAUCUGCACAACAACUAUGGUGUUUUCUUGGUUGAUACCGGGGCUCCUGAAAGAGCCGUGUCCCACUACAGACAGGCCAUCCACCUGAGCCCCACGCACCAUGUCGCCAUGGUCAACUUGGGCAGGCUUCACCGCUCCCUAGGUCAGAACAAAGAGGCUGAGGCAUGGUACAAGCGGGCACUGAAGGUAUCCCGCAAGGCUGAAAUCCUGUCUCCACUGGGGGCUCUGUACUACAACACGGGGAGAUAUGAAGAAGCUUUGCAAGUUUACAGAGAAGCAGCAUCACUGCAGCCUUCAAACAAAGAGACCCGACUGGCUUUGGCCCAGGUGUUAGCAAUGAUGGGGCGGACGAAGGAAGCAGAGAAGAUGACAAACCAUAUACUUGAUGAAGAUGUGGAGUGCCUGGAGUGCUACCGCCUUCUGUCAGCCAUCUACAGCAAGCAGGAGCACUAUGCUAAGGCGCUUGAAGCUAUAGAUAAAGCUCUUCAGCUAAAGCCAAAGGACCCAAAAAUCAUAUCAGAGCUCUUCUUCACUAAAGGAAACCAGCUGAGAGAACAGAAUCUCCUUGAUGAGGCUUUUGAGAACUAUAAACGGGCUGUGGAGCUCAAUUCUGACCAAGCUCAGGCCUGGAUGAAUAUGGGAGGCAUUGAGCACAUCAAGGGAAACUACAUCACUGCCCGUGGCUACUAUGAGAAAGCUUUGCAGCUGGUACCAAACAGCAAGUUGCUAAAGGAGAAUCUGGCCAAGCUCGAUCGCUUGGAGAAACGGUUUCAGGAAGUCCAGGAGAAAGAUCAGACAUAGCAUUCAGUCACACCAGUGGAAAGAAACUCGUACCCCUUGGAGAAGAAUGCGGUGGAAGCCUAUUGCUCAAAGUGACACUGAAGGAAUUUUGGCAGGACUCAGAGUUACGGAAGGCAAUUUUUGAAUGCAUGCU
Molecule: messenger RNA, 2968 nt
Organism: Lagopus muta (rock ptarmigan)
Lineage: Eukaryota; Metazoa; Chordata; Aves; Galliformes; Phasianidae
Gene: TMTC1
Product: transmembrane O-mannosyltransferase targeting cadherins 1
Exons: 20
Coding region: 1-2835 (944 amino acids)
Biological process (GO): protein O-linked glycosylation via mannose
Molecular function (GO): mannosyltransferase activity; protein binding
Source: RefSeq, a predicted model, not a curated record